UCUAUUAAUCUUGUUCUCCUAAGAUACUGUAACAAAAAGGAAAAACAUUUCUCCUCUGAACUUCUUUGUAAAAGAUCCCGUAAGUCAAAGUUCAACUUAAUUUCUUUAAGGUUCAAUAUCAGUUAUAAUUGCAAUUUGCCACCGCGUGUUACAAUUAAAGUUUCUUACAUAACUAGUGUGUUUCCAGUCAUUUAUUAUAAUGACUGUUUUUCUGAGUUUGUAGCGGCUUAACCAUAGGAACUGAAUGCUGUUUCUUGUUGCUAACCGGUGAAAUAUCCCUGAUGCACUGAAAUGUUCACGUCAGGUUAGCAUCAUUAGCAUUAGCUGACCAGAGAGCGAGGCCACAUUAGUCCGAAACUAUUUGUAUGUUAACUCAUACAUGAAAGACAGUGCAUGCAUUUUGAAAGUGUUCAUUAAAAUAUACUUUCUAAACGUAUGUCCAUUGGUGGUAUUCUCGGUUUGUUAUCAUAUUGUGUGUUUAGUUAACGGUAGAUUGAAGCGGGACGUUGGUUAACGUUAGCUAACGUUAAAAACAAGCUGGAACGUCAACAGGAAUUCCUGUAUAUCGGCAGUGCACCUGUUGUCGGCAUGCACUGAUUAUUUGCAAAAUGUGCAUGUUGUAACUACUCUAAAAACAAACAAAAAACUAACUAGCUGCAGUGCCAGCAACUGGAUCUUGUCAGGCCCACGGGAUGGCAGCUGCAGCCGGACCAAGUACCUCCAAAAACGACCUCAUAGAUAUUUACAGUGACCUGAAUCCAAACGACGAGGAUUUGGCCAGAAUUGCUGAAGCAAAUGAGCUCUUUGAUGCUGUUUUGACUGGCUCAGUUGAUCAGGACAAGAAAGUCUCAACAGAUGUGUCUCCCCCGAAAGAGGCACCAUCUGAAGAGGAUGCCAGAUCAACAACAGUGCAAAGCCAAAAAGGAGGAAACUCCUUCAGGAAACUGUCCUUAUAUAUUGGAAAUUUCCCCUGGUGGACAUCUGAUAAGGACAUCACAUGCAUGGCUCAAAGGCUGGGUGUGAAGGACAUCAAAGACAUUAAAUUUGCAGAAAACAAAGUUAAUGGCCAGUCAAGAGGCUACGCUGAAGUAGUGGUCACCUCAGAGGAGUCAUUAAAACUAUUGCUGGAAAAAAUCCCCCAGUGUGAGCUCAAUGGAGAAAGGAUAGACUGCCGCUUUGCCACACGACAGAAUCUCUCUGUGUUUGAAGACAUGGCAAAUAAACGUAUACCCCUGCGUGUUAGUUCCAAAGAUCCCAAGGAGUCAGAUUCAUCGGAUAAGAUUCCCUCAUUAUUAUCACAGGAGCCCAGCCCUCCCCCUAUACCUCCACUCUUCCCGUCACAUCCACUUGCAAACAGGUUUCCCUCAAUACCCAGCCCUUUCUUUAGUCACCCACCUCCUCCUUUUCCACAAAUGCCGCCAAACUUCCCCCCGCCCAUGCCGCCGCAUUUGUUCCCGCCUCAUCCAGUCCAUGUUCCCAGCCAACCAGCUCCCAGCCUGCAUAUAAAUCCAGCGUUCUUCACCCCGGCUCAUGAUGCGCACAGCAGCAAAGCAUACAGCCAGCAAAAACACACACCUCAACGGACAGAUGCAGAUUUUGAGGAACUAUUGAACAGAAAUAAAGCUGUUGCCAGCAGUGCCAUCAGCAAAGCUGUGUCUGGAGCAACAGCUGGAGACCUGAGGGUGGCCAUGGAGACUCUAUUAACAGCUAUUGCCAUCAUUAAGCAGUCCAGAGUGUAUGGAGAUGAACGCUGCAAAGCCCUGGUCACCUCACUCAAAGACUGUCUAGUCUCCAUCCAGGGCAACUACGGCUACAGGAGUAGCAGUCAUUCUGGGGACGAAGACAGAGACCGGGGCCGUAGUCGUAACAGAGAGCGGGAGCGGGACAGGGAGCGUGAACGUGAACGGGAAGACUCUUACAGUUGGGAAAGUGCGGGAAUGUCUCGAAGACACAGAGAACAUUCCCGGAGCAGGGACAGGGACAAGGAGCGCUCACGGGAACGGGAACGGGAAAGACAGAGGGAUCACAGAGAUCACAGAGACAGAUACCGCUAACCUGUGUCGGAGCGUUUAAAUGUGAAGCCAAGAAAGGACGGGAUUUUUUGUUUCUGCAACAAGUUGUAUAAAACCCUGGAGGAAUCGAAGGUGAGACUGAAGAUGUAUCUCAAAUAGUUUAAAUGGUACUUUUUUUUUUUUUUUGGCCCCCAGUUGUCUGUACAUAAUUGGACUUUUACCUGUUUUAAGAAAAAAUGUGGUUGUAAAUUUGUUGCUGGGACAUGAGAUUCCAAUGCUUGCAUGUGUAGGAACUAAUAACUUAUGAAGAACUGUAACGUUUUCAUCACUUUCUUUUGUAUUAAAGCUACAGAUUAAAAACACA
Centropristis striata (black sea bass) is the source of this 2376-nucleotide messenger RNA. Its product is annotated as cleavage and polyadenylation specificity factor subunit 7-like. The record is from RefSeq and is a predicted model, not a curated record. The transcript is spliced from 9 exons. Gene Ontology annotation, molecular function: mRNA binding. NCBI's taxonomy places the organism in Eukaryota, Metazoa, Chordata, Actinopteri, Perciformes, Serranidae. Bases 693 to 2054 code for a protein of 453 amino acids. Gene Ontology annotation, biological process: mRNA alternative polyadenylation. Gene Ontology annotation, cellular component: mRNA cleavage and polyadenylation specificity factor complex.